GGUAGCCCCCCGCUCACCGCAACUAGAGAAAGUGCACGUGCAGCAACGAAGACCCAAUGCAGCCAAAAAAAACCUUUUUUAAGUAGAUAUUCAAAAUUAGACUGUGAAAUGGCACCAGGGAGCACUUUCAGCAACAGGCAGAACUGUGUGCAUGUGCCGGACCAGACCUGAAACAUUUGUCCCUUCAACCUGUCAUCCUUCUUCACGUUAACCGGCAGCCGAGACGUUCUGACAGGACACCACCAGGAUGCCACCCAAGAAAGUGCAAAUCCAAGUGGAGGAAAAAGAAGAUGAUACUGAGGAAAGUUCAAGUGAAGAGGAAGAGGAGGAGGAAGACAAACUACCUCGAAGAGAGAGCAUGAGACCAAAGAGGAAACGGACCAGAGAUGUCAUCAAUGAAGAUGACCCAGAACCUGAACCAGAGGAUGAAGAAACGAGGAAGGCCAGAGAAAAAGAGAGAAGGAGGAGGAUGAGGAGAGGAGAGUAA
Molecule: messenger RNA, 487 nt
Organism: Delphinapterus leucas (beluga whale)
Lineage: Eukaryota; Metazoa; Chordata; Mammalia; Artiodactyla; Monodontidae
Source: RefSeq, a predicted model, not a curated record